Molecule: messenger RNA, 1342 nt
Organism: Raphanus sativus (radish)
Lineage: Eukaryota; Viridiplantae; Streptophyta; Magnoliopsida; Brassicales; Brassicaceae
Product: non-functional pseudokinase ZRK2
Exons: 1
Coding region: 116-1201 (361 amino acids)
Biological process (GO): cell surface receptor signaling pathway; protein phosphorylation
Cellular component (GO): plasma membrane
Molecular function (GO): protein serine/threonine kinase activity; ATP binding
Source: RefSeq, a predicted model, not a curated record
CUCAAAAAAAUCUCUAUCACAAUAAGUGAAUGGUUGGAACUUUUUUUCUACGCGUCCAGACCGAAACUGGUUCCUUUAGAGGAACAUAUUUUCCAAAGAGAUUACUACUUGAAAAAUGGAAGCGAUGGUGAAGAAGUUGAUGCAGAGUAUGACAUCUAGAUCGUCAGGGAACAUGAAGGACAAAGGUCUUAACAAGGAAAGGAGGUUCUUGAAGAACGGAAGCAAAUUCUUGAAAGAACUUAUCGCUGAUUGUAACGGUAAAUCUGUUCCUAUACGUAGCUUUUCUUCUUCUCAGAUCCUUCAAGCCACCAAUAACUUCGAUUCAAGUUGUCUUGUCAGACGUGAGUGGGACCACAAAGGGUAUAAAGGUACCAUCGAAGGUAAGUCUUACUUGAUCAAGAGAUACUUCGAGUAUAGAGUUAAGGAUCGCAGAGUUGGAGAGGCUUACAAUGACAUUGUCUUGUCUGCUAGGAUGAGCAACCACAGCAACUUUCUCAGACUAUUUGGAAGCUGUUUCGAGUUUAGUUUUCCGGUCUUUGUGUUUGAAUACGCAGAACAUGGAGUCCUUAAUCAUCGAGGACAUAUUAUGGUUAACGGUCAAGAAUCUGUAUUGCCUUUGAGUCUAAGGUUGAAGAUUGGAAAGGAGAUUGCUUAUGCAGUGACUUAUCUUCACAUGGCCUUCCCAAAGAUCAUUAUUCAUAGAGAUAUCAACCCAACCAACAUUUUCUUGGACAAAAACUGGACCGCAAAGCUGUCCGACUUGUCCUAUGCCAUAUCUCUCCCUGAGGGAAAAUCAAGAAUAAAAACUGAUUCAGUGAUGGGAAGAGUAGGGUACCUAGAUCCAUUAUACUUGGCCACAAAUUGUGUGACAGAGUACACAGAUGUCUACAGCUUUGGAGUCUUCUUGAUGGUUAUUCUCACUGGCAGACCAGCUCUCCUCUCCACAAGAUCUGAUGGGAAUCCCCAGUGUAUCCUUAGCUAUGUGAAAGGUUUAUAUGAGAACGGGAAGUUGGAUGAACUAAUUGAUCCAUUGAUGAUGGAAGACAUGACAAAUGGUCAAGUCCUGCAGCUGGAAGCGAGUAUUACACUUGCUUUGAGAUGCUGCGAGGAGAGAGAUGAAGACCGACUGAAAAUGAUCCAAGUAGCUAAAGAACUCAAGGGGAUUGAGAGAAUAGAACAAUCAUUAGGUGCUAAUAUCUAAGUUUUAAUGUGUUUUCUUAAUAAGUAUAAAAAUACUAAAAUAUGUAUUAUUUUGGAAGAGAGAGAGUAAUUCGGAACCAUCGUUAUAGUCUAGACUGUUUUUUUGGAGAAAUAAUCAUAUCUUUUUUUGUUUGUGUUUGUU